AUGUCUGAAAAAAUUUCUCUUUUAUCAAAGACACGAAAACUCAUUUUUCAUCAGUUAAGCCAAGAGGGUUCUAAGGAAGCAUUUGCAGACUAUGUCCUAGUAGUCGAUUCCAAAAUUCCUUCUAAAGGCAGGGAAGCGUUUAAGACCACGUUGGUUAACACUUGCAAGUUAGUAAUAGCCAACCUAGAGAAAGCAGGGCUCGAAUGUGAAGUGCGCCGGAGUAAAGAAGACAUGAUAUUUAUAUUUGUUCUUUGCUCCGCUGAAAGACUCAAACAAGAGAUUUAUCGGUCGAGAGUCCACGAUUGGCUAACUGGGGUGCGUAUUCGAGAUAUAGAGGAUGAUCACGAUUCAGGGAGCAGUGUUCUUUUAACUGAAGGAGAACGAUUACGACUAGUGUAUGAUGUUAUUACAAGAUCUAAAACGGAAAAUGGUGCAGGGAUUAAUCCGGGAUUAGGUGAAUUCAAAAUGGUGAACAGUUUAUUGCCUAUUCAUAAUAAAGAGUAUAAUCGGAUUGCAUUUUAUUUUGCAUUCCUUCAAUAUUAUUGUCUAUGGCUCAUUGCACCGACGAUCGUUGGACUAUUUACAUACUUCUUUUUAUCCGAUUACUCUAUUCUAUAUGCAGUAUUUAUUGUGAUCUGGUCGACUGUCUUUACGGAGUUCUGGCGUAGAAAAGAACGUGAAUUAUCUAUUUGGUGGGGUGUCCGUAAUUUUUCGCGAGUUGAACAACGGCGACCUGCAUUUCAGCAAGAAUCCUAUGUAGUGAAUCAUAUUACAGGAGAACUGGAACCUUACUUUCCAUUAUGGAAGAGAUGGUUACGGAGAAUUAUUGCGGCUCCUGUUAUUAUGGCAUUCAGUCUGAUUCUUGCAUCUGUUCUAUUGUUAUAUAUCGUUCUUGAACUAAUAAUCUCGGAGUAUUACAGUGGACCAUUUCGUGAACAAGUGAUUUAUCUACCGACGAUUCUCUAUUGCGCAUUGGUCCCUGGACUAAACAUCGUCUAUAUAAAGAUUGCCCGACGCCUGAACGAAUACGAGAACAACGAGACAGAAUCCAAUUAUGAAUUUAAUCUGACACAAAAGAUUUUCGUAACGAAUUUCCUGGUGGGUUAUCUAUCAAUCUUUUUUAUCGGAUGGAUUCAUAUCCCAUUCAACGCGGAAAUCGGUGAAUUCUUUCAGAGUAUAUUUGAUGCAUUGGGAUUAUCACUUACCUUAAAACCAGUCGGACCAGAAAGACUUAAAAAUGAGUUGAAAUAUUUUAUACUUACGGGACAAGGAGUGAGUUUAUUCAUGGAAUUAAUCUUGCCGUACAUGACGCGUGGAUUAGCAAAAGGUGUUCAUAAAACAAUCACUACUGGAAGUAAAAUAUUGCAUCGUCAGAAUAGUCUUUCUGUAGAUGCCAAAGGUGAGGACGAAGAGGCAUUCUUAAGAAGAGUACGAAAAGAGGUUUUAUUGCCAGUUUAUGAUAUAUAUGAAGACUAUGCCGAGAUGGUCACUCAGUAUGGAUAUGUCAGUCUGUUCUCUGUUGUGUGGCCUUUAACUCCAGUACUUGCACUUUUAAAUAAUUGGGUUGAGCUUAGAUCCGAUGCAAUCAAAUUAUGUGUUCAUACGCGUCGACCCAUUCCUUCACGAGCAGAAUCGAUUGGUCCUUGGUUGGAUAAUCUGGCACUUAUUACGUGGCUAUCCUCAAUUACAAAUCCAUCAUUCGUAUACUUGUAUCAUCCGGACUCCAACGCAUUCACAUCCUCAUCGGCGGUUCUUGUGACAGUCGCCUUAAUUUGGUUUACCGAACAUAUUCUAGGUGUCCUGCAACUCAUCACUAGACAAUGCUUGUCGGCAUUUCCCAGCUGGGCAGAUGAAUUAAUAUUAAAAGAAGAGUAUGAAUUAAAGAAAAAAUGGCUGGAAAAAGUUGUUGUUUCCCCGGUUGCGCCACCCGAAUGUAGUGUUCAAAAGAUUAUUGAUGAUAGAGAAGAGAAGGGUAGUUGGUUUUGGCGAAAUGAGAAACGACAAGAUAUCCAUGAACGUUUGGAAGAGAUAUUUCAAGGGUUACAUUUUGAAUGA
Ambispora gerdemannii is the source of this 2055-nucleotide messenger RNA. The record is from the annotation of a GenBank genome assembly. Lineage: Eukaryota; Fungi; Glomeromycota; Glomeromycetes; Archaeosporales; Ambisporaceae.